CGCUGUGGGGCGGGGGCGGGGGGAGGAGGAAGGAGGGAGGCUGCGCUCCGGCGGCUCCGCGCCCCGCACUCCCGGACCUGAAGCCGGGAAGAUCUGGCGAGAGAAGAUGGAGACGAGGGUGGGACUGAGUUGUGGACGACGCUCAGAAAAGGGUCGCAAGUUAAAUAAUGGCAGAGACAAGUCUAUUAGAUGCUGGGGCCUCUGCAGCCUCCACAGCUGCAGCGCUGGAGAACUUACAGGUGGAAGCGAGUUGCUCUGUGUGCCUGGAGUAUCUGAAGGAGCCUGUCAUCAUUGAGUGUGGGCACAACUUCUGCAAAGCUUGCAUCACCCGCUGGUGGGAGGACCUAGAGAGGGACUUCCCUUGUCCUGUCUGUCGAAAGACAUCCCGCUACCGCAGUCUCCGGCCUAAUCGACAACUAGGCAGUAUGGUGGAAAUAGCCAAGCAGCUCCAGGCUGUCAAGCGGAAGAUCCGAGAUGAAAGCCUCUGCCCCCAGCACCAUGAGGCCCUCAGCCUCUUUUGCUAUGAGGACCAGGAGGCUGUAUGUUUGAUAUGUGCAAUUUCCCACACCCACCGGGCCCAUACCGUCGUGCCACUGGAUGAUGCCACACAGGAGUACAAGGAAAAAUUACAGAAGUGCCUGGAGCCCCUAGAGCAGAAGCUGCAGGAGAUCACCCGCUGCAAGUCCUCUGAGGAGAAGAAGCCUGGAGAGCUCAAGAGACUCGUGGAGUGUCGCCGGCAACAGAUCUUAAAGGAAUUUGAAGAGCUUCAUAGGCGGCUGGAUGAAGAGCAACAGAUGUUGCUUUCACGACUAGAGGAGGAAGAACAGGACAUUCUACAGCGUCUCAGAGAAAAUGCUGCUCACCUUGGAGACAAGCGCCGGGACCUGGCCCACUUGGCUGCUGAGGUGGAGGGCAAGUGCUUACAGUCGGGCUUCGAGAUGCUUAAGGAUGUCAAAAGUACCCUGGAAAAAUGUGAGAAGGUGAAGACCAUGGAGGUGACUUCAGUGUCCAUAGAGCUGGAAAAGAACUUCAGCAAUUUCCCCCGACAGUACUUUGCCCUAAGGAAAAUCCUUAAACAGCUAAUUGCGGAUGUGACCCUGGACCCAGAGACUGCUCACCCUAACCUAGUCCUGUCAGAAGAUCGUAAGAGCGUCAAGUUUGUGGAGACAAGACUCCGGGAUCUCCCUGACACACCACGGCGGUUCACCUUCUACCCUUGUGUCCUGGCUACUGAGGGCUUCACCUCAGGCCGACACUACUGGGAGGUGGAGGUGGGUGAUAAGACCCACUGGGCAGUGGGCGUGUGCCGGGACUCCGUGAGCCGAAAGGGCGAGCUGACUCCACUCCCUGAGACUGGCUACUGGCGGGUGCGGCUGUGGAAUGGGGACAAAUAUGCAGCCACCACCACGCCUUUUACCCCUUUGCACAUCAAGGUGAAACCCAAGCGGGUGGGCAUAUUCCUAGACUAUGAGGCUGGCACGCUGUCUUUUUACAAUGUCACAGACCGCUCUCAUAUCUACACUUUUACUGAUACUUUUACUGAGAAACUUUGGCCCCUCUUCUAUCCAGGCAUCCGGGCUGGUCGGAAGAAUGCUGCACCACUUACCAUCAGGCCCCCAACAGAUUGGGAGUGACAGGUAGGGAUGUGGUAAUAAUUGGGGUGAG
Messenger RNA from Mustela erminea (ermine), 1665 nucleotides. Its product is annotated as E3 ubiquitin-protein ligase TRIM39. The transcript has 8 exons. NCBI's taxonomy places the organism in Eukaryota, Metazoa, Chordata, Mammalia, Carnivora, Mustelidae. Gene Ontology annotation, biological process: protein stabilization; negative regulation of proteasomal ubiquitin-dependent protein catabolic process; positive regulation of apoptotic signaling pathway. The record is from RefSeq and is a predicted model, not a curated record. Bases 168 to 1634 code for a protein of 488 amino acids. Gene Ontology annotation, molecular function: protein binding; zinc ion binding.